Molecule: messenger RNA, 816 nt
Organism: Marasmius oreades (fairy-ring Marasmius)
Lineage: Eukaryota; Fungi; Basidiomycota; Agaricomycetes; Agaricales; Marasmiaceae
Exons: 4
Coding region: 6-734 (242 amino acids)
Source: RefSeq, a predicted model, not a curated record
AAUCAAUGAGGACCCGCAUCGCACCUCUAACACGCAGAGAUAGAGCCUCUCUGCCUCAAGUCUACCAUUCCGGUGUCGAUUCUAUACUGAAAGACCUGAAAACUUGCUCCAAACGGCUUCGCACGACUUUGUCUUCCUACGAGACUGAAUUGAAGAUCCUCGAACGAAUUUAUUAUAAAAGUAAAAAUCAGCAUCGCUCUGCUCUAUUCUGGAGGCGUCUUGUCGAAACAAGAAGGUUUGGAAGGCGAAUUGAACAGAUAGGACUUGGUCCUUUUUUGGACGCGCUAAGAACGAGUUUCUGUCGUGAAGACAAUCCCAAGCUAUUGAAAGGCUCCUGGACACAUUAUCCGGACAAAGCCUUUGUUCUGCGUAUAACGGAGGAAUGUACGCUCUUUUCAAAACUCCUUGACGAAGGGCGAGCGAGGUUGCAGGAAACAUACAGGAUCCUCUCGCUAGAAAUGCAAUCCGGAGCUUUUAUCCACGUCAUCUUAAUCAUACUGUCCAUGGUAUCCAGACUAGCGCUAUUGACAUCAGACUUGUACGAUUCCCUCAACCACGUCAACUCUGCAGUUUUACGUUUGCAGUCCAUUUAUGUAAACAAUACCCUCAUCCAAGAGACCGACAAUUUCUUCCCGAGCGAUCAAAUCAAUCAAUCAUGUUUGAACAGCACCCCAGCACCACCAUCAGACAGAUUAUCGCUGCCACGUGAGUUCGAAUUAUUUUUAGGGUGCUGAGGUUAAUUUUAGUAGGGGUUGCUGUACAAGUUCAAAAACCCCAAACACAGGAUCAGCGGCAAACCAAGAGGAGGAACGCAAU